AUCCGAAAAAAUCGACAAAGUUUUGUUUGUUGUCGGAAAUGAAUCGUCCACGUAUUAGCCCCCAAUAAUUAUCUCUUGAUAUUAACGGGCACCGCUCUUUAGUGUUAACUUUGAGAAUUCGUGUCUAAACUGUAGUUGUUGUUUUCAUAAUGAAUGUUUCAUUCUAGCAGAGUGUGAGAUCCUGACCAAUUUUAAUAUGUUCGGAAGUGUGUUAUUUUAUUUACGGGUGAUAAACGUAAUCGGCCAGUGCAAGUUCAAUAUUAAAAUCAUUGAUAUUAAAUCUUCGUCCUUUUGCCAAAGUGGCAAUGCAAGUACAAGUACGACAUGCACUUUCCAUCAGUCAGAGCUCACCACUUUUUUCCUUUAUUGGAUUUUGGUGUACAAAUUGCAAGCAUUUCCAACCUUCACUGUUCGUAUAAUAAAUUGCUGUUUAGCUGGAAACACGAAGGAGCAGUUAAAAUGCUUGCAAGUAUACUAAAACAUUAGUUUUUUUAAGUUUUCAUUAGACACUGUCGUGCCUCACCUAUCUUUCCAGGAGUACUGUUGAAUGCUUGUUGCACACUCUCGGCUCACAUCGUUGAACAUAGCAGCAACAUUGACGUUGUGGGAAUUUGUCUUACAAAUUAGUGUUUAUAAUUGGAAAAUCGAAGUGUCAAGGCAGGUUUGUCCGCUGGCGCUGAAUCCAUUACUUCUCGUGCAUUUUUGUUACAUGCUGAUCACGACGUUCACUGUGUGAAGUCUCUAAGCAAAAUACGUCGCAGAUCUUUCAUUUAUUUUACACAACGAUUGUUUUUGUUAAGAAGUGGCACAUUAUUUUUGAAGCUAUUCCGUUAACGAAGCAUAGAUGCUUUUAAUCUUUGGCUGAGACAGCCUGGAACUGAACUGGAUCCCUGCCAAUAUGAUAGUUUAAGAAGCUCUCUCGAACAGUUCUGUCUUGUUUGUAAGUGCACUGAUAGUCGUUGCUGGUCAGGACGAUGAAGAAGCGUGCAUUACCAAAAGGAGGGCUUCAUCCAGCCAUUUGUGCAUUUAUGUAUACAAAAAUGGGUGGCGAUGACUCAAGCCCAGACGAUGAGUCUACACUCAAGUGUGGAGCUGGACAGUCACAUUCAGACUCUUCCCAUUCCAGCUCGUCCUCAGAACUUUCAUCCUCAUGCUCUUCUGACGAAGACAAACAGAAGCAGUCCCACCAAGAUCAAAACACAAAGGGCUGCAGAGAGAACUUUCAUUGGAUGAAGAACUCUUCAAUACCUGUAACGAGAGAAACUGAAGACAGUUGUCUUUUACAAAGUAAGGAAGCAGAAAAUGAGGAGAACCACAGUUUCAGCUACAUCCAGAUAGAACCAUGUCGAGGUAUACAGAAUGUAGAAAGUGAUUUUCGAACCCUGGAAUCACCUGUACACAGAGGCAAGGACAUUUCUAGCACUCCAGACUUCAGUAGCGUGAAUGGUCCUACACACAAACCGCCACUGCGAGGUUCGGCACAGAAACUGCCGCCCCCAUCAGCCUCCCCCUCCGAUAAAGGUGGCAGCCUUGACCGCCGACGCAAACGUUGUGAUCGAUCUACCCGUGAUUCCAAGUGCCGGUCAUCUGCAGCUCUCCGAUACCGAUCCCCCUCACCACAACAACGUCUACCAGCUUGCCACGGAUCUGUGCACCAUGGUUCUUGGUGUGACCUGUCAAGUUCACACUGCCACCUUCACAACAGUCACGGAUGUAGCUGUGCUCAUGGCAUGCCUACACCUCAGAUAUGCCCAUGCCGCAGUUUUUGUGCUUGUCAUCUGUGUUCUGGCAGUCAGCCUGAUCUGUAUGGAGCUGUCCAUGGGUGCUGGCAUGGUAGCCGGUCAACACUUACCAGCAAGCCCCCAGGAGAAGGAGAAGAGAGAAUUCGAAAACUGGAAGCAGACAAGGAGUCGCUCCAGUUACAAGUGAGUGUUCUGACGGAGCAGAUAGAAGCCCAGGGUGACAAGAUAGCAGAUUUGGAGAAGACAUUGGAUGAAAAACGGAAGCAGUUGGAUAACAGCGAGAAUCUUUUACAAAGGGAAAUGUUGACAAGGUCAUCCCUGGAAACUCAGAAACUUGAAUUAAUGUCCACUAUAUCAGAUCUCAAGUUACAAAUGGCAGCUCUUGAACGAGAAAACAUAGAUUUACGAGAGCGACUAUCGGAAGAAAGGCGUCGAAACAAACCACCUCUUGCACCACGGGCUGCUGCUCAUGCCACUUCCACACCCAUUGGUUCACCAGCAGCGAAUAUGCAGCAGAUACUAGUUGGGGCAUCACCUUCACCAAGUCCAGUUUCGUCCAUGUCUGAUGGCAGUCCACGUCGCAUAGGAAGUCAGUCAAAUAGCGGAGAAGACUACAAGGAUAUACCCCCUCCUAGAACACCACCAGCAAACUACCGACGCAAAGUGGAUCACUAUGGCAGCCUUCCACGGCAGCGAUCUCUUGGAGCUACUAUUGGAAGUUCUGGUGGUACCAGUGGGUCUGCUACCGCACCUGUUCCCCUCAGCCUCAGUUCUGUCACCAUGGAUGGUGUAGCCGCAAGGAAAGGCGUCGCCUUUGGUAAAGGACUUGGUCUUUCAUCGUUGCUACAUUUCCAACAGGCCAGGCGGAGGGUCGGGGGCGACAAGAGCUUCUCGACACCCAAUCUAGCUGAUGCUGAGAGGGUUGUGAUUGAGGAUUCACAUGUAGAAGAAGAGGAGGAAGAGGAAGAUGUAGGCUCAAGCUUGUCACCACAACAAAGUCCACUCCAGGCAACCAGAAACAAAGGAAUUAAAAAGAUAUUUGGCAGGAUGAAACGUAGUGGAUCAGGCAAUCUAGAGGACCUUCCAAUUCCAUCUUUGAUGACAGAUGGAGAGUUUCGGAGGGGAGGUGUGCGUGCUACUGCUGGUCCACGGCUUGGCUGGAACUCACAGCCACCUCCUCCACCAUUACCUGAUGGACCUUUUGCUCAAUGGGAUAGUGACUCCGUUGCCCGCUGGUUGACAGAAAUGGGCUUAGAAUGCUACGCUAUUGAGGCAAAGCGGUGGGUGAAGAGUGGUGCACAACUGUUGGCUGCAUCACAGCAAGAGAUUGAAAAGGAGCUUGGAAUAAAGAACCCACUGCACCGAAAAAAGCUGCUGUUGGCACUGGCUUCAGUAUCUGAGAGCCCUGCUGCUCGUGCUGAUCCCCUGCUGGCAGCAGCUGGGCACCUAGACUCUGCAUGGGUUUUGCGGUGGCUGGAUGAUGCUGGUUUGCCUCAGCACAAAGAGGUAUUCUUAGCAGCAAGGGUGGAUGGCCGCGUGCUUCACCGGCUUGCUGAGCAAGAUCUUGCUUUGCUGCAUGUUACUUCUAGCCUUCAUGUUGCUAGUUUACGGAGAGGAAUUCAGGUUCUAAGAGAUCAUAACUUUGAGCCUGAUUGCCUCAAAAGAAGAUCAUUGCCAGAUGAAAGCAGUCAACCAACACCACAAGAAGUUGCUCUGUGGACAAAUCAUCGUGUCAUGGAGUGGUUACGUGCUGUUGAUUUGGCUGAAUAUGCCCCUAACUUACGUGGUUCAGGUGUCCAUGGUGGCCUAAUGGUCCAUGAGCCACGCUUCACAGCUGAACUGCUGGCGAGCUUACUGUCCAUUCCACCAAGCAAAACAUUGCUGCGACGACACCUCAACACGCAUUUCAAAGAACUUCUGGGGCGUGAUUGUAUACAAGAGAAGAGGGAAGCUGAGGCGACCCUUGGUUAUGUCCCACUUUCAGCUACAACCAAAGUUAAGCUUGCCAAGAAAAGCCAAUUCACUCUGAAACGCAAGAAGUCAAAAUCAGAACUUGACUUUGGAGAUUUGGUGUGCCCAAUGGAUUCUGCCAAGCAAGGUGAAGCAUCCCAUGGUGAUGGAGCUAUGAAAAUGAACGCACAACAAAAGGCCGGGGUUGUCUCUCAGGUCACUGAUGCUCAAGGCACAGUUCUGGCUCAACCUUCGAGAGACUCACCUCAAGGUGAUCGAACGAGCAACGUAUGAAAUUGUAUGAGGAAGCUGAUGUUGUUUUCAUCAGAAUACUGUCCUGCUUGGCUGCUUCAGGAAUGUACAUUGUUUGGAGUGGAAACAACUGGUGAAUUUUAUCUAUUAUGUUGAAGAUAGUAUCAGUUGCUAGGAAGGAAAAAUGUUCCCACAUAUGUACAUUUCGUGUGUAAUUUCAUUAUUGCCUUUUCUCAUGCCCCCACCCCCCCCCCCCUUUUUUUUUUUUUUUUUUUUUUUUUUUUUUUUUUUUUUUUUUUUAAAAGUUCAUGGCCAUUAAACUUCAAUGCAGGAUGAAACAUUAAGUGACUUUUGAUACAGAUUAAUUAAGUUUUUUACAAUAUGAGUGCAUAUCACCAUUAUACUUACGUUGGAAAUAGGUUAUUAAAAUUAUGUAUAUUUUUGCACAAAAGUUUUCAAUUUUGUUAUUAUUUGAAAUAGAAUUUUGGCAAUGUCAAGACUAUAACCAAGUACUUAUGUAGCCCUAAGUUUUGUAAUUUUAUGAUUAUUUCUCAACUUACAAUAUUUUGCAAAAGAGAGAAGAGGAAACAUCACAUUUUUAUUCCUAACUCUCAUUAAUUAAAAACCAUAUUUUCAGCUCAUUGUAAAGUGUACUAACCCUAAAAAAAAGGGCCAGUAUGAAUUGGUAUUUUUUAUAUUUUGUGAGAUUGUUAAAGAACCUCUUUUGUAAAAAUAUUACAGACACUUUAUGAAGCUACCUCAAGCUCAUUGUUAGACAUUUAUCAGUUUAAUGACAGAUUAAAUCAUUAAAGGUAUGCAGAAUACAUACAUAAUAUAUUCACAUGAAUAUAAAAAAUCUUGUAUGUACCUGCAUAUUGAAUUUUCUAGUCCUUUUGACCCUGAAGGAUUUUUGUACUUUUUUCCUAAAGGCAUUUUGUUGAAAGUAUGUAACAACAAUUUUGGCUCUGAAAAAUGUUUAUGCAAAAUAAUCCUGUAACAUAUUGUUUUUAAUUCUGGGACCAAUGUACUAGGUUUACUCAGGCAUGUGGAAGAAUGUGUCAAAUUCUUGUUGUAAGUACUAUGUACAGGUGAGAGUGUAAAAAGAAAAAAAACUGAUGUCUUCCUUUUAUGUGCAUUAUUUCAUCAAACUGCACCUUUAUUAAUGUCAUGUUGAAUGUGUCUACUGUAUUUAGGCACUAUCAUGAAAUGUUGUUAUAAUAAGUCAUCAAUGCCAAGAAUAAUUUUAUUGUAUAUAUGUGUGUAUGGCCAUGAUUGAGGCUGAUGUUAAUUCACUUGUGUAUGUACUAUAGCUCUAAAAAAUAAAUGACUAUCAGAUUGUGUAGACCACAAAUGAAAAAAGUUACUCUUAUAUCAGUGCAGCAAGCUGAAGAAGUGUCUCAUGCCAUGGUUGGAAAAAGGUACACCAUGUGCUGCAAAUUUCCACUGCAAUGCUUCUCUAAAAUACUUGUAUGGUAGUCCUUUCUUUGAUUGACACCCAUAAAAAAUUAAAGUAACCCUCUGAAAAACCUUUCACUCGCAGAAAUAUGACAUUUAUUAUGUUUGAAGUAAGAUAUGAACCUGUCAUGGAUAUAUGAUGUUGGUAGCAUGUGAAUGCCCUUUAAAUCAAUGUGUUCUCUCUGUAUUUAAAUUACCUAUUUACACAGUUUGCUACAGAAUUUGUUCUUUAUGCUGACUACAGCGUCAUAUUUCUGGACUUUUGGAGUAUUUAACGGUUAUCUUGUUAUGUUCAACCAUUGUGCAUAGUGAUUCCCAUGAGUCGGAAGAGUUACAUUGUUGUUUAAUGUAACAGUAUUAAAAGCUUUUACAAAAAGUC
This is a messenger RNA of Schistocerca cancellata (South American locust), 5778 nucleotides long. RefSeq names its product liprin-beta-1 (gene Liprin-beta). Lineage: Eukaryota; Metazoa; Arthropoda; Insecta; Orthoptera; Acrididae. The coding region runs from base 975 to 3986 and encodes 1003 amino acids. The record is from RefSeq and is a predicted model, not a curated record. The transcript has 16 exons. Gene Ontology annotation, biological process: neuromuscular junction development. Gene Ontology annotation, molecular function: protein binding. Gene Ontology annotation, cellular component: presynaptic active zone.